Messenger RNA from Stegastes partitus (bicolor damselfish), 1327 nucleotides. RefSeq names its product bone gamma-carboxyglutamate (gla) protein, like (gene bglapl). Gene Ontology annotation, molecular function: hydroxyapatite binding; calcium ion binding; structural constituent of bone. Gene Ontology annotation, biological process: bone development; response to vitamin K; regulation of cellular response to insulin stimulus. The record is from RefSeq and is a predicted model, not a curated record. The transcript has 5 exons. Lineage: Eukaryota; Metazoa; Chordata; Actinopteri; Pomacentridae. Bases 97 to 741 code for a protein of 214 amino acids. Gene Ontology annotation, cellular component: extracellular region.
CUGACUGAAGAGAACAAGCCAUCGCAAGGAAAGCAAAGAAAAGCAAGCAACAACAGAAUCAACUUGUCUGCAGAAAGACUCUAACUACAAGGCAUCAUGAAGACUCUGGCUCUCCUUUCCAUCUGUGCUCUUCUGUCAGUGUGCUGGUCUAUGGGAGCUGUGGAACCUGAGGUUGUCGUGGACCCUGCUGCUGACACAGCUGCUGAAGCUGCACCUGCCGACCCUGCAGCUGCUGCCUCCGAUUCUUCAUCUGCUUCGGACUCUUCUUCGUCCUCCGAGUCUGACUCUUCCUCGGACUCUUCAGCAUCUGAUUCCAACUCAAGCUCAGACUCUUCAGCCUCCGAUUCAUCCUCCUCCUCCUCAUCAUCCUCCUCCUCUGAGUCCUCUGAGUCCUCUGAGUCUUCCGAGUCCUCUGAAUCUUCUGAAUCUUCUGAAUCUUCUUCCUCGUCUUCUGAGUCCGACUCUUCCGCCUCUGACUCUUCUGCCUCCGACUCUUCCUCUUCAUCAUCCUCAUCUUCAUCAGAGUCAGCCAGUGCUGAGGCUGCCCCAGUGGUUAUGAAGAGGGAUCUGGCUGCUGUUCUCCUGAGGAGAAGAAGAGCUGCCCCAGCAGGCGACCUCUCCCCUCUGCAGCUGGAAAGCCUGAGAGAGGUGUGUGAGCUGAAUGUUGCCUGCGAUGAGAUGGCUGAGACUGCAGGCAUCGUCGCUGCAUACACCGCCUACUACGGACCCGUCCCUUUCUAAGUUAAAGACUCCUCUUUAGUGCACAUGUGAACUGUUGUUUUUUUUUUUUUUUCAUUUUGGUAUAGAACAUUGCAACAACUCCCCUAAGUUCAGACAAGGAGCAGAAAAACAAAACAAAAAAAGAUGGGUUUGGCCCAUGACAUGAAAAUAGAUGGAUUUUUUUUUUUCUAUAGGCACAAAUCAUUGCACAAGUGACCAGCUUUAGUGGUCUUGUAUGAAAAGGCCUCUUCCGUGCCUUUAGAGAGAGGCACAUGGAAACACAAGCCUGUGAAGUAUGCAGUAGCCCACAUAACUUUAAAUUAUUCUUUGCGUCUACAGUAUAGUGCAAUGAAUGGUGCUACAAGUGCAGAUGUAUUGUAUGUUAAUGUAUUGAUGUUUUUAUAUCAUGCUUUAGUCUUACUUUAACUGGUAGUUCUAGUGAGUAGUGGAUGUAGUAAUGAGUUUUUAGAAGUACUGUAGUUUUAGUAGUAAUGUAGUGAUAGUGGCAGUGUACAGUAUGUGUAAAAUGCACAUCAGUUAUCUGUAAUGACUGUAACCACAAAUCGCCUCUGGGUUUGAGAAUAAUAAAUUAUUUUGUUUUGUGAAA